GCGCGUGGAGACAAGUUGAGUCCAUUCAAAGAUAGCCAGUCAUGUAGCUUUAGUCCGUACUAGGUCUGCAAACACAUUCAAUGGCGAAGAGAACGACGGCAUCGUGUCGAAAGUAUCGAAUAUAUUUUUUUUAUGGAUUACAUUAAGUGUUUUGAGCGGUCGUGGUUUUUGGCGCGCGUUCUUUUGGCAUACCAUUUUGCCAGAGCGCGCACCACUCUGAAUGUGACACCUUGGAUAGUUGACGGAUUGGCGUCAGAUUGUGGGAAAUGCCUCAUAAAAGUAUGUCAUCGUUUAGAACUCAAACGUUACAAUCAAUAUAUUUAAGCUUUUGCUAAAUUAACUUGGAAUGAAUGAAGAAUGCAUAUCGUUUGGGAAAUAUUUUCGAUUUUUCAAGCAUAUUUCAUCUGUACAUCAGCACAGCUAAUUUCACCAAAGAUUCUUGACGGUUGGUGGGCGUACAAAGAUGCUGUCCAAGGGAGCUUUGUUCCAGUACCAUCCUUCUGGGGGCUAGUGAAUUCCGCCUGGAACCUGUGUUCCAUGGGAAAGAGGCAGUCGCCGGUCAACGUCGAGACCAGUCACAUGAUCUUUGACCCCUUCCUCACCGCUCUACGUUUGAACACAGGCGGACGCAGCAAGAUGGGAGGCACCAUGUACAACACAGGGCGCCACGUGUCGCUGCGGCCAGACAAGGCUCACCUGGUGAACAUCUCCGGUGGACCUCUGGGUUACAGUCACCGGCUGGAGGAGAUCCGCCUGCACUUCGGCAGCGAGGACAGCCAGGGCUCGGAGCACCUGCUCAAUGGACAGGCCUUCCCUGCAGAGGUGCAACUUAUACACUACAACCAGGAACUCUAUGCCAACUACAGUGAGGCAGCCAAGAGCCCCAAUGGCAUAGCAAUUGUGUCCAUAUUCAUAAAGAUAUCCGAGUCUCCAAAUGUAUUCCUGAAUCGCAUGUUGAACAGAGACACCAUCACGAGAAUAACAUACAAACAUGACGCAUUCUUACUCAUGGGGCUCAACAUAGCAGAUCUAUAUCCAGACACUACACGUUUUAUAACAUACGAAGGCUCCAUGACUAUCCCACCCUGCUUUGAGACAGCCACUUGGAUCCUCAUGAACAAACCUGUGUACGUCACACAGAUGCAGAUGCAUUCUCUGCGACUGCUCAGUCAGAAUGAGCCGUAUAAGAUAUUCCUCAGUAUGAGUGACAACACGAGGCCCGCCCAGCCUCUCCUACAGCGCUGUAUCCGCACCAACAUCAACUUCAGCAAGCAGGGCCGGGACUGCCCCAACAACCGUGCCCUGAGGCCCCAGUAUCGAGUAAACCAGUGGCUUCUGAAGUAAGAAGAAAAUGAACAUACUGUACCAUACAACAGGAUAAAAACUAAAUAUGGGAUCCUGAUUAUCAAUACUUUAUUUCAGUGUGGAAAGACUACAUUAUUAGCAGAGAGACUGCUUUGAAACUUUUUGAAUAUGUUUGAGAUUGCAAAGUAAGACAAGGAAAGAUUCAAAAGUGUAACUUGUAAGGCUGCACAAAUGGAAUUCUUCUACAGAGCUUAUGGAAAUGGACUGUAAGGAAAUUCAGCAGGCUCAGCCGUUUACUGACCUCUGCAGUGGAGACAAUGAUGACCUAUUUUAUGACAUCAUCAUCAUCAGAUUCACUUGAAUACCCAAAGAUCCCAAAGGACCAACACUUCUUGAAAUCAGCUAAAUGUAAUCACAGAUACAACGAUAACGUGUUUUGAUACCAACAGCAUUCCAUCAGAUCGAACAACAAGCUAAGAAUCUGAAUCUGAUAAGAGGGUGCUCUUCUGGUGAUGAAAGCUUCUACAUAAUCAUGUCACAAGCAAAAGGUGUGAAUAAAUGUCACAAAUGCAGAAACAUUUCCUGACCAUGUGACCUAACCAGGAAAAACUCUGGGCCCCAGUAAAACACCAGGGCAAGAGAUUCUCCUGUUCAGGACACAUAGUCAGGAAACACUUGGGAGAUCCAGUAUUUUAUACUGUAUGUGCAAAACUUUUCUAGCCAUUUUGGUCCAUUUGCCUUUUCUCUGUUUAAUUGUUUACAAUGUUAAUUCACUCUGUUUAUUUCAAUGUUAGCAGCCCAAUAAACAUGUUUCAGAGAAUUAUCAAAGAUAAAAUAACACUUUACACAAGGCCUAUACAGUAUAUGCUGUUUAAUAAUUGUAUAUUGUCUAGCACUGAAUAGAGCAUGGGACGUGAUUUGUCAGCAAAUGUUUUAAGCAGUCACAAGACGUCCCGUAUCAAUUAUUUAUCCUCAUUUUCGAUUCAGAGAUGUGUAUGGCGUUACAGGCAAUGUGGGUUUUUGUGUGUGUGACUGCGCGCGCGUGUGUACAUGACUGUGUGUGUGUGUGUGCACGGGCUCUCUCCUGGGAAAUGUAUUUCUCAUUAAAGAGGGUAAAUGAAUCUAUCUCCUCGUUCUGUGGCAACGAAACAAAUACAACAACAGGUCUAGACCUUACAGUGAUAUGCUUACUAACAAGCUCUUUCCCACCUACGCAGAGUAAAAUUAGGAGCUAAAAACACGAGAAAUAAAACACAAGAAUGAAUUUAAGUACAGGGGGUACCAAUAUACUGUAUCAAUGUGCAGGGGUACGAGGUAGUUGAGGUAGGUAUGUACAGUGCCUUCAGAAAGU
This is a messenger RNA of Coregonus clupeaformis (lake whitefish), 2656 nucleotides long. RefSeq names its product carbonic anhydrase-related protein 10-like. The coding region runs from base 358 to 1344 and encodes 328 amino acids. Gene Ontology annotation, molecular function: zinc ion binding; carbonate dehydratase activity. The record is from RefSeq and is a predicted model, not a curated record. The transcript has 9 exons. Lineage: Eukaryota; Metazoa; Chordata; Actinopteri; Salmoniformes; Salmonidae.